AUGACGCUCCCCGACCGUCCCUCGACAAGGAGGGCCCUCCACGCCAGCAUGCUCUGUCUCGUCGUGUUGGCGCUCCAGCUCCUCACACACACCGUCUCUGCGCACCUCACACCGGUACGAUCCUCCCACGCUACCACCUUCUCACAGCGCGAUGCCUUCUCGGAUCAGGACCCCAUCGACAACGAAGGCGAGGAUCACGGUAAGCCUGUCGUUCCCUCGGGCGCCAACCUCGUCUCGCUUCCCGUCACCAACGCCGCCUCGCUCGCCGUGUACUGGACUGCCAACCCGCAAAACUCGACCGCCACCAACGCAUACAUCAUGAUGCACGGCAAGCUGCGCGAUGGCGCCAACUACUGGACCGUGCUCAACGACGUUCUGCGAAACGCGGUCGCUGCGAAAACGCCCAACGCCGCAUCGACGUCGAUCGUCACCGCACCGGAAUUCUACUCGACCAAGUUCAACUCGGGCCAGUACAGCGCGGACCAGCUGGCGUGGGCAGACACGAAUGUGUGGCAGGCCGCCGAAGCCGCCACCCAUCCCGCCGGAAGCAACGUCACCAGCUUCGACGCGCUCGAUGCGCUCCUGAUGGAGUUCAGCGAUACCUCCAAGUAUCCCGCGAUGAAGCAGAUCACCUUUGUCGGUCACGGCGGGGGUGGACAGCUCAUUUCGCGCUACGCCAUGGCCGGUGCGGGCUUGCCUGCGAGCAGCAACAUCCACCUGCGUUACGUUGUGGGCGAUCCUUCGUCCAAUCCGUACUUCACCCUGGAUCGACCGUUGCAGGAUGCGAGCGUGGCGAGCAAGACCACUUGCCCACUGUACAACCGGUGGCGCUACGGGUUUGAUCGUUUCAACGGCACGCAGAUGGGCGGACUCCUCACUCCCCAGCAGUACUUCGCCCGUCUCGCCACGAGAGACGUCCGCUGGGUCGUCGGCUAUCAAGACACCGAGGCCAACGGAGACAACACAUGCAUGGCCAAGCUCCAAGGCGGCGCCGCACGGAGGGAUCGAAACCUCAGCUGGUGGAGAUACAUCAACACCCUGGCUGGCACCAAGGAGGAUCUCACCGGUUUCCCUGGCGCCCUACCCGGUAUGGCCUCGUGGGGAAACUUGACCAAUAACACCCUCAAUCACCGACUGACGGUGGUGUAUAAUGCAACACACAAUGUGGAGGAGGUCUACUCGAGCAUGCAGGGCACCUCGGCGCUGUUUGAUGAUACGCAGAACGUUCAGUUGGGUUGGAGACCGCAGGGAUGGAAGAAUGUGACGAGCGUCAAUCAGUCGACCAAGAACGGGACUAGUGCGGCGCCGGCCACGUCGGCGGGUGCAACGGUGGGCGUGCAGCAGGGAUGGACGGGGUUGAUUGCCGUCGCCGCUAUGGUCGUCGUCGGGUUGUCCGUGGCGUAG
This is a messenger RNA of Kalmanozyma brasiliensis GHG001, 1404 nucleotides long. RefSeq lists its product as uncharacterized. The transcript has a single exon. NCBI's taxonomy places the organism in Eukaryota, Fungi, Basidiomycota, Ustilaginomycetes, Ustilaginales. The record is from RefSeq and is a predicted model, not a curated record. Bases 1 to 1404 code for a protein of 467 amino acids.